GCGGGCCCCACGUGAUGACUGCGUCAUCACGCCGCCGUACGUCACUCGCGCGCGCCCAACAUGGCGCCGAAGCUGGAGCGGUUCGUCAGUCCGGGCAAAGGCAACGGUGUGCGCGCCACAGUCGCCGUCAGGAGCGGAGCGCUGCUGGCUGCUGCCGAGCCGCUGGCCUGCUGCGUGUCCUCGCGACACUCCGCGAGCGUGUGUCACCGCUGCUUCACCAGACGUGACACUUUGUCCAGAUGCUCCAGCUGCAAGUUUGCACACUACUGCAACGUCACCUGCCAGACAGCAGCGUGGCCUGGACACAAGCGAGAGUGCAGGUGUCUGCGGCGCCUCCUGCCCCGGGUCCCCACAGACGCCGUCCGUCUGUCAGCGCGACUGGUCUUCGCUCUGUCGAGUCCCGAUGAGAGCAGACCUGAGGACCUGUACCCCCUGGAGGAGCACCUGUCGCACCUCACCUCCAUGUCCCAGCAGAAGAGGGAGGGUCUGUCUCUGCUGGCCUCCAUGCUGCAGCUCUACCUGCAGCCAGAAGAGGGCCACCUGUCCGCGCUGCCCACCCCCUGCCAGGACCCCCUGGAGCUGGUCGCCAAGGUGUCGUGCAACUGCUUCACCAUCAGUGAUGAGGAGCUGCAGGAGGUUGGAGUGGGCCUUUACCCCAGUUUCUCGCUGCUGAACCACGAGUGCCGGCCCAACUGUGCGCUGAUGUUUGAGGGGCCUCGCGCUCAGCUGAGGGCCGUGAGGGACCUGCGGCCGGGGGAGGAGCUCACCAUCAGUUACAUCGAGACGCUGCUGGACUCUCAAGGUCGUCAGAAGCAGCUUCAGGAGCAGUUCCACUUCAGCUGCCGCUGCAGCAGAUGCCAGUCCACAGACUCGGACCAGCUGCUGCUGUCUGGACCCCAGUCGUCCUGGAGCUCUUUGCGAGAGCAGCUCCGGAGCCUGGAGCAGCUGAAGAGCCAGUGCAACUGGGCCGCCCUCCGCCACGCCUGCCGGACCCUGCUGAGCGGCGCCGGCGCCGACCUGCCCCAGGAGAACGUCUUCAAGCUCAGGGUCACGGAUUUGGCUCUGGACGCCGCCGUGCAGCUGCAGCUGUGGGAGGAAGCGGCGGCGCUCGGGGAGGAGACGCUUCCUGCCUACAGGAAGCACUUCCCCGACCCUCACCCGGUGCUGGGGCUGCAGCUGCUGCGCGUGGCCAGGCUGCAGCAUCACCUGGGCCGGCUCCAGGAGGCCCUGGGCACCUUCGGGCAGGCCUUCCAGGUGGUGCGGGUGACGCACGGCGGCGAGGCUCCUCUGGCCGCCGACCUACUGACCCGGGUGGAGGAGUGCCGCCGCGAGCUGGAGCGGCCUCACCAAUAAAGUUCGGCUCUCUGCUUCAGUUCCGGUGUUGUCGCCAAGGUCACGACCUUCACAGGGAGCGGGGACGAAGGCACGGCUCCUUCAGAGGUUUAUAUUGGGACCGAGACAGAAGCAGGCAGACGGGAAAUACACACAUCACAGGAAGGUAGAAACCACGCGGACGGACGCGUCGCCAUGACAACGGCAGGUCGGCGGCUCAGUUCGACACAUGCUGAGAAAAUGCUCCGCUCCCCGACUCGCAGCGAGGAGAGGAGCCGGUGAACCACUGGUGACCUAGAAAAGCAGCGAUGGUGAACUCCCUCUGGUUUGGUCCCAUGAUUCAUGCAUGCUGAGUCGGAAGCGAGCCCGGGUCCUCCUCAUCACACCGCCUGUCCUGAGCGGCUCAGACCGCGGAGAGCCUGGAGGACACGUCGAAGCAGGUGACCAUCAUGAGGUGGGCCUUGCAGAAGUUGACCCGGGUCUCCAGCUUGUCCGUCAGCGUCUCCAGAGCGGCCAGGUACUCCAGAGAGUCGGCCUGGUGGACCUGCUGGAGCUGGACUGGAAGAGAAGACGGGGGUCACCGGGGGACGCGGGUGGACAGGAAGGCCGGGCCACUUACACUCGGAGGUCCAGGUCUGUGGCUCCAGCAUCAGGUGCUGCUUGGUUUGGUCCAGCUCUUUCUUCAGCUGCUGGUACUUGGCCCGGACCUCGCCGAUGCGCUGCUGCCGGUUCUCCAGCAGGCGGAGCUUCGCGCUGACGUGCACCAGCUCCUGACCGACACGGGGACAUUCACUCAUUCACUCUGGAGGUUGGUCCGACUGGCGGCUCCAGAACCGCGGGGGUUCUGGUCCUGCUGGAGCCUGCAUCAGGGACGCCUCCAGUGUUGCCUCACAAGCUCAGGUCAGUGAAGCUCUCACCGUGCUCGCCGCUCGCUCCUUCCUCCUCUGCAGCCGCUCCACGUCGUCGAUCUCGUACACCUUGAUCUCGAAGGCCUCUGUCGCAGCUUGGGCACGCAGGCCGCUGGAGGUGGGGGGUCCCAGAGGACCGUCCACCCAACAGGCGCCCGGACUGGAGGACGAGGACGAGGACGAGGUGGCGCCUUGUUUGGAGGAGGAGGAGGAGUCUGAGGUCAGAGCUGGGGUCAGGCGCCGGCGCUGGAGGCCUGCAGGACAGGAGUCGCGCCUGUGAGACACACCCUCGCCGAGCUCACUGGGGGCAGUGGGAGGAAACCAGAGUGCGUGGAGGGAGUCCAUGUCAGCGCAGAGAGAAGGAUGGAGGAGUCUUCAUGCUGCAGUCUGGACUCAGUGGAGGCUCUGACCGUGAACCAAGUGCCGGGUCACGUGACGUGUCAUCACAGGUCGCGGCCGGGGUCACGUGACGUGUCA
Synchiropus splendidus (mandarinfish) is the source of this 2717-nucleotide messenger RNA. It is a transcript of the gene smyd3, whose product is annotated as SET and MYND domain containing 3. Gene Ontology annotation, molecular function: protein binding. The coding region runs from base 61 to 1353 and encodes 430 amino acids. Lineage: Eukaryota; Metazoa; Chordata; Actinopteri; Syngnathiformes; Callionymidae. The record is from RefSeq and is a predicted model, not a curated record. The transcript has 12 exons. Gene Ontology annotation, cellular component: nucleus.